AUGGAGACGUUUACUAUACACGACAUGCUCAUAAAUUCAACCGAUCUGAACAAGAUUUUGUGCAGUUUUGGGAUCAAGAAUAUUUCGGAGUGCGAGAGCGAACAGGAUCCCUCACCUGAGCCCAAAGAUAUCAACCAGACAGUGCGGAUCGUCCUCUACAGCCUCAUCUUCCUCCUCAGCGUCCUGGGCAACAGCCUCAUCAUCGCCGUCCUGGUGAGGAACCGGCGCAUGAGGACGGUGACCAACCUGUUCCUGUUGUCUCUGGCCGUCAGCGACCUGAUGGUGUCCCUGGUCUGCAUCCCCUUCACCCUCAUCCCCAACCUCAUGCGGGACUUCAUCUUUGGCACCGGCAUAUGCAAGCUGGUCAUGUACUUCAUGGGUGUCUCAGUAAGUGUUUCCACCUUCAACCUGGUGGCCAUCUCCCUGGAGCGCUACAGUGCCAUUUGCAACCCGCUGACCUCCAGAACAUGGCAGACCAAAUCCCACGCUGCCAAGGUCAUCACUGCCACCUGGGUGGCUUCCUUCAUCCUGAUGCUGCCCUACCCCAUUUCUAGCACCCUCAAGCCUUUUACCCGCCUCAACAACAGCACUGGGCACAUGUGCCGCCUGGUGUGGCCCAACGAAAUCAUCCAGCAGUCCUGGUAUGUGUCUCUGUUGUUGCUGCUCUUCCUAAUCCCUGGGAUCGUCAUGAUGACAGCCUACGGUCUCAUCUCCGUGGAGCUCUACAGGGGCAUCAAGUUUGAGCUGUCCAACAGGAAGUCCAGUAGAGACAGACAAUGCAGCACAGGCAGCAUCAAGCCCGGUGACAGUGAUGGCUGUUACAUGCAGCCGUCUAAGAAGAAGAGCAUCACAGCCAGUAUGGGCAACUUUGCCAACUCCAGCAGCAAGCCCAUGGCGGGCCGUGUGUGCGGCAGCAGCUCUACAGCCAACCUGAUGGCCAAGAAGCGCGUGAUCCGCAUGCUCCUGGUCAUCGUCUUCCUCUUCUUCCUCUGCUGGACUCCUGUCUUUGUGGUCAACGCGUGGCAGGCUUUUGACCGGCGUUCAGCCUACCGCCUGACCGGCGCGCCCAUCUCCUUCAUCCACCUGCUGUCUUACACCUCGGCCUGCGUCAACCCCAUCAUUUACUGUUUCAUGAACAAGCGUUUCCGCCAGGGAAUGCUGGCCACCUUCAGCUGCUUCAGGAGGAGCGGAGGGGGGAGCAGCGGCUUAGGGAGGUCAGCUGGAAGCGGAACGGCUAAAGGGGAAGUGGGCAGAUCAAGAGCGUGGCCAAAGAACACUGAGCAAAAUGGUCACACCCCGCCAAGCGGAGCCAGCACACGCUUCACCUACAGCGGCAUCCGUGCGUCGGCCUGGAGUGAUCUGACUUAAACUGGACUAAUAUGUGUGUAAGAACUGUGCUGAGUGCAAACACUUGUAGGGAACCUGUGGUGUGUUUUUUUAACGUAAAGCCCUCACAGUGCUUGUAGGACGAGGUUGCGAGCAGUUAUGUUGCUUUAGCUUGUGUGACAUGAAGUGGGCACAACAGCUCAUGACGGUGGAGCAGGAGUGGUGCACAUUCAGUGCUCUCAGUGCAGAUCAACAUGGCCAGAUGUUUCCUUAAAGCUUGCAGUGUCCAGGCUGGCUGAUAAAAAGCCCCGAGGGGCCACAAGUCUGACAUGGAGGGGGAGUGUUUAAACCUUUCAGGGUUUAAACAGUCUCUACACGCUUUCUAUUUUAUUGCUUUGAGCUGUGAGCAGGUAAAAAUAAAAUCACAAUCAGUGCCAGAAGGUUUUAAAAAAACAAAAAAAGAAAGAAAGAAAGGGAAAAAAAACGGUUCACAACAAAGUUUGUAACUGGUUGUUUCUGGUCGGACACAUUGCCUUUAUCUCAAAAGGCGUUUUUUAACAGUUUGGAUUUCAGUUGAACUGACACUUUGAAGACUGGGACGACCUUAAGAGUGAUUUAGGUCGAUUCCGUGGUCAAGACUGAACUUUGAAUCUCAACCAUACCAGUGUUUUUUCAAGUUCAGCUCUUUAACUCAUAUGGGAAAUUACUCCUGACAAUAUUUAAAAUUUUAGUUUACAUUCACAUUCAGUCACCAGUCAGUCACCAAAACACAUUGUUUUUAUCCUUGAGGUCUUGACAAACAUGCUGAAAGUAUUUUCUACCACAUUAAACAUUCACAAAGCCAAUAUUUUGAAACCUGCAUUGUUUACAUCCAUGUUUACCAGCUAGCAAUCUCUCCACUCUUUCUCGCAUAGUUGGCACGUUAUUGCCACCAGCCACAGAUCAAGUGGACUUCCGUGAAAACACUGGCAUGAAACAUUGCUCCAAAAACUCCACAGGACACAUUGGACCUAUUCCUUUAACACUCACUGUGAUGGAUUACACAACUCAAAUGUUUGACUUUCUGUAUGGAAACUAAAAUUUGGGGGAAAAAAAUCUGAACACAAAGUAGGAUUUAUAGGAAACUGGCUACAAUAUUAAAAAAAAAAAAACACUGGUAUGAUCCUUUAACUUCUCCUGGAUGCCAGUGGCUGAGAAUUAUACUCGAAGGCCUGAGUCUAAACAGGCUUUCAUUUGUCAUUUGCAGCAGCAGCUGCCUGUCUCGCUGCAAUGUAACUGUACUCAGUAGCUCCAAAACAGUCCCUCAGUGCACAAACAGUCCUGUCUCAUCCUUGACCCAGUGUUUGUGUGUGUGUGUGUGUGCUGUGGGAACUGGAGAGGCCUUAUCAUUUUGUGGGACCUUAAACACCUGCACCCCACACACACACACACACACACACAGACACACACUUAAAAGAGUGAAUUCCCAGCAUUACCCACCUGAUUUCCACUGAUUCAUACUGUUAAAUAUAGCAGCAUUGAUGUAGCAACUUACUCCCAUUUUGUUCCUUGUUAUCAAUAUGUUGUGAUGUUAAAAUGCCCUAAACAUUGAUCUGUAAAUUCUUACUUUGGUCUGAUGCGUUGAUGGAAAACAUUGGAUUUUGAAGUAUGAUGUUUUGUUGCAUGAUAAUGUGCCUAUUUUGACUAAAGUCCUGUUAAACCUGUGGGCACAUGACUGAAUGUAAAAACAUAAUCCCGGUGAUUUUACUGCUUUGUUAUGUACGUCUAAAAGCGGCUCUGGGAAUGGUUUUGUGUUUGCGUACACACCUACGGCACAUCUACGAAUAACCGAUGUCUGGUUGACCAUAUAAAGACCUUGAAUGCCCACUGUGCAACCGCGUCUGCAAAGACUUGGGGCUGAGCAACUUGGAGCUUUUAACGGCUUUAAUGAAAGUGGAUCUAAGGGACAGAGGGCAUUAGGGCCCAGACAAGUGGCGGAAAGAGAAAGAGGGGAAUCUGCUGGGACUUCAUCCCAGGGAUAAGAGCUCCAUUUGGGCUUGGUAGAUGCCCAACGCCCCACCCCCCUUCACCCUGCAGCCACUGGGAGAUGUUUACCUGCCACUGGAGGGGUGAAGGAUGAAAAUGGCUUGAGAAAACGUUUAUGCUUUACACAAAAGGGACACAAAUCUGUGUUAUUCAUUUGUACUCUUUCAGCUUAAACCAGAAUUAUUUGUUAAAGUGUAAAAAAAAAAAAAAAAAGUACCUGCUUAAGCUUCUGAUGACAAUUAAAA
This is a messenger RNA of Toxotes jaculatrix (banded archerfish), 3596 nucleotides long. RefSeq names its product cholecystokinin A receptor (gene cckar). The record is from RefSeq and is a predicted model, not a curated record. NCBI's taxonomy places the organism in Eukaryota, Metazoa, Chordata, Actinopteri, Toxotidae. Gene Ontology annotation, molecular function: gastrin receptor activity; neuropeptide receptor activity. Gene Ontology annotation, cellular component: membrane. The transcript is spliced from 5 exons. Bases 1 to 1368 code for a protein of 455 amino acids. Gene Ontology annotation, biological process: neuropeptide signaling pathway.